CCAUCCUCAACCUCUUUGAGAGAACGCAACAUUAGCUUGUCCUGAAAAGGUUUGAAGAAAUAAACCCUUUUGAACACUGAAGUUUAGGACACAAUGGUGCAGAAGAACCUUUAAAAUAAGAAUCCGGUGCUGUUCUCCUGAGUUCUUUAUAGCGGUUCUUUUGCCAUAGGAUGGAUUACAGUCUGAGCUGACUCUUCUGUUCUUUCGGACCAGCCAGAGGACAUACUGAUUACAAACAAACAGGGAAGUGCAGGUUAGCAUACUCAAGAACUUUAUCUAAACCGAAGUGGAAAUCUUGGAACUCCUGCAGUGUUUUUUACAAGCAAGGACACAUCACAGAUUGAAGAAUGGCUUUGUUGCCAGUUAAGUUUGAUCUGAAAAAGCGAGUAAAGUUGGCUCAGACAGUCUGGUUCAUGUACUGGUUUGCUGUGUUGGCCGGCGUGUUGGUCCUCAGCAUGGGUCUGUUCUUCAAGAUCGAGCUGCGAAAACGCUCUGAACUUAUGGACAACAAUGAAAGCCACUUUUUGCCCAAUCUGCUUAUUCUCAUGGGUCUAAUAGCCUGCAGCAUCAACGUCUUUGGAGGCAAAGUGUGCUAUGACUCACUGGACCCCGAUAAGUUUGCAAAGUGGAAGCCCAUGUUGAAGACCUACUUGGUAUUCUGUGUGGGAUUCAACGCCCUGCUGCUUGUCACGGCCGUGCUGUGUUUCUUGAUGAGAAUCCCUAUGCAGUUCACCCUGGCUGAAGGGUUGAGGAACGGCAUGAGGUACUACAAGGACACCGACACACCGGGACGCUGCUACAUGAAGAGGACCCUGGACUUGAUGCAGAUUGAGUUUCGUUGCUGUGGAAAUGACAACUACAGAGAUUGGUUUGAGAUUCAGUGGGUCAGCAACCGCUACCUGGACUUCAGCUCAAAGGAAGUCAAAGACCGCAUUGGCAGUAAUGUUGAUGGCCAGUAUCUGAUGGAUGGAGUGCCCUUCAGCUGCUGUAACCCCAGCUCCCCCAGACCCUGCAUUCAGGCACAGAUGACCAACAACACUGCCCACUACAGUUAUGACCACUACACAGAGGAUCUCAACGUGUGGAAGCGGGGAUGCCGCGAUGCCCUGCUGUCCUACUAUGGUGGCAUGAUGAACACCAUCGGAGCCCUGGUGAUACUGGUCACUAUGCUGGAGGCUAGUGUGACUGUGGGCAUGCAGUAUGUCCACAGCUCCCUGUGUAACCUUGCUAAUCCGGAGGAUCCAGAGAGCGAGAGCGAGGGCUGGCUCCUGGAGAAGACAGUGAAGGAGACGUUCACUGACAUCAUGGACAAAAUGAAGUCCAUGGGCAAAGGCGUCAAGGUGGAGGAGGGUGAGCCAGCGGUUGAAACAGUGAGCUGAGCUAGCGCCACCUGAACAAACUGACCCCACUCCCACCUGAGGAGAAAAUCAAAGACAUGUGAGAUUUUUCUACCAGCAUUUAUUUUGUAGGCCUACUCAUAUAUUUGGUUAUGAACUCAUUAGAAAUGGACGUGAAAAGAUCAUAUUGCAUAUUCAUACUUUGAUAAAUAGCAGCUGGAUGGGUUUUUAGUUUUGGUUUUCCCCAGUAAAACAACCACCAGCAUGGUUUUUGGUUUUUUUGUUUGUUUUUGCACCAGCAUGUUUUUAAUUAGUUU
Messenger RNA from Pundamilia nyererei, 1654 nucleotides. RefSeq names its product peripherin 2a (retinal degeneration, slow) (gene prph2a). The transcript has 3 exons. NCBI's taxonomy places the organism in Eukaryota, Metazoa, Chordata, Actinopteri, Cichliformes, Cichlidae. Gene Ontology annotation, biological process: visual perception. The coding region runs from base 348 to 1379 and encodes 343 amino acids. The record is from RefSeq and is a predicted model, not a curated record. Gene Ontology annotation, cellular component: plasma membrane.